This is a messenger RNA of Penicillium roqueforti, 1110 nucleotides long. RefSeq lists its product as uncharacterized. Bases 1 to 1110 code for a protein of 369 amino acids. The transcript is spliced from 3 exons. Lineage: Eukaryota; Fungi; Ascomycota; Eurotiomycetes; Eurotiales; Aspergillaceae. The record is from RefSeq and is a predicted model, not a curated record.
AUGCCUCCCAAGAGAAAAUCAACCGAGUCCGCCGCUAGUGGUCCAAAAAAGUCCAAGAGCCUAGCAAACAGCUCUGAAGUAGACAUGGAAACCGAGCGCGAACUGAAUAAGCGAUGGGCCCCCGUCUCUGUCUCCCGAAACGCGGCUUCAGAGUUCAAAUUGCGAACCCGAGACCCAGUCAAGGCUUUCUCCUAUAUUUGUCUGGGGCGCGCGCCUUGGAAGACGGAAAGCACAGACGAUGAGUCUGAGGAUGAGGACGAGGAAGAUGAGGAGCUUAUAGAGCAGAAGAAGAAAGAUGAUGCGGAGGCGGACAAAGCCACAGCCCUCGAACCUGCUUCGGAGCACCCGAGAGAGAAAUGGAUCUUCACAAACGCCGGCAUCGCUAAAUGGAUUACGCUGCAGCAAGGUACCAUCGCACGCGACCCGGAUAACUUCGGGAUGUAUGUCUACAAUGACUUCCUUGGAUAUGCAGUUAUGGAGUUGGUGGAGAACCUGCUCCUAGAUUUUGACGAGGCAGCUGGUGACUGGAAGAUGCAGUGGGCCAUCUGUGAAGCGACGGGGCUGUAUUUCCAAACGGAUGCUAUCAUGCCGAUGGUUGGCUGCGAUGACGGAGAGACCGUGAAUGCGGUGUUUAUCGCCUUCGGUACAAUGUUCCUUACUAUGCUUGCUACUCUGGAGCGAAAUGGGCUCUUCAAGCCGGACUCGGAGGUAAAGAACAUCGGAGCCAUGAUCGGUCUGUUCAUUCGCUUCAGUGUUGAUUUCAAAGAGUACGGUAUCGACCAAGGCGACCAUGGCGCGAAGAUUGAGGCUUAUGCUGCUAAGCACGAUGUCACAAUUCAUGGCUUGAACCACCCGCGCUACGAAAAGUCGUCUGAUGAGACGGUUGAGCUUCCCGAGGCCACAGCCAAUGCCAAUGAUCCCUGGGGCUGGGCAAAGGUAUUAGCGAAGCUGAAGAAGGCCAAUGAUGGGCAUCUGGGUGGUGAUUCGAAGGACAUCACGUCUUGGACUCCUGCGGAACGCAAAAAGGUGUCUUUUGACAAGAAGGAUCCCAUUACCCGAAGCGACAUGGCUCAUAUCAAGAAUGGAGGGAUUAUGGAGAUGGGUGGCUGA